AUGUACUGGCCUCAUGGAGUUCCCCGGGUCUACGCGGUCAAUGGACCCGAUAUUACCUACGUCCCCUCUGAUGAGGAUCGCGAAACCCUGAAUACCACUCCAACGAAUGAUCGCAAUACCUUUGACGAAGACGCGGCAGCAAGAGGGGACGACGGUCAACAUGAGUCCGCAGACACCAAACCCCAUGAGUCGCAAACAAACUCCUCGGAUACUGGUAAAUCAGGAUGGGGAAGUGAAGCUAUUAGAGACAUAUGUGUCUCUCGAUCCGGCCAGAUGUUUGCCACAAUGUCAGAAACAUCAAUUGCUCUUUGGCAGACUCGGCCCACAGCAGUAGUUACAGCAAUCACUCGAUCACAAUUCUCCUUGAAAACAUACGGCGCGAAUGUUUCACUCCUUAUGCACCCGGAUUCGACUAUCCUGGUUGUACAGACCCUCAAUGGGUACCUACUCACAUACUCAGUGGCAUCGGAUUCAACAACUCAAGUCUACCAGCAGAGAUUUGACCAUUCCACACACCAUCGUCGUCAACAAUUGGCCCAGUUUGCAGCAGUUGAAGAGGCCAAUGUUGUUGGCGACAUCAGCAUCCGCUUCCGAAUGGCCAUCAAGAUCGAGUCGGGAAUCGUCAAGGCGCUGGCGCUAGACCAGGAACUUAUUGUCGCCACCGUGAAACCACCAGCUAUACAAUGCAUUCGGUGGACGGCCGAGGUGGGAGGAUCACAAACUACAUCCGAGCUAUUGAGUCGCAUCCUAGGGAUCUCGAAGAAGAUCUCGAUUUUGGACAUGGUUUACGAUCGUGCCAUGAAUUUCCUUAUCUGGAUUACCACCAGUGGCCAUGCCUAUGCCGUGCAACAAGAUACGGGCUCACAACAGGAUUCUGAAGCAGCCAAGAAGUUAUUCCUUGGACAUUGCUUCCAUAGCCCAAAGGAUGAUAGCGAAAAGGCUGUCAAGGUGACCGUAAAUGCACGCUUCUCUCUAUUGACCGUGAGCUGCUCCAACGGUGACAUCUUGGUUUACACUGCAAAAGAUUAUAUGGGCAACGUUCCGCUUUCACAAAAGCUUCAUCUACCGGCAUCGCGCACAACCACUGGGGCUUUGACUUUCAUGAGUUAUUCCCCGGAUGGAUAUUGUCUCUUUGCUGGUUUUGAAAAUGGCUGGGCAACAUGGAGUGUAUUUGGGAAGCCUGGAGGAAACAGCUUUUCGGUGGACCCGGCGUUGGCGACGGCUAAUUCGGAGGAUUGGUUGACUGGGGUGUCAAACGGGUGUUGGAUUGGUGGCGGGUCGGACAUAAUUCUCUCUGGACAUAGCGACCGUCGCCUGUGGGUUCUGGAGACAGCUCGCAGUGCUUUGACUGGCUGUUUUUCGUCUGCAAACUUGGCUAGAGGCCUUUUACAGACCGGGACUGAGUGUAUCCUCUACCGCGGCCAUGACCUUCCAGAUCUCAUGACAAUCUCCGGAAAAGACUCGUUGUGGCAUCAUGCCCAAUAUCCUCCGGCAUAUCUUCACUCCCAAUGGCCGAUUCGCUCCUGUGUCGUGUCUCAGGAUGGACGUGGCCGAUGGAAGGUGUUCGAGGAUUCGAAAGCCGAAAAUUCCUUUGCUGUGCGAGGAGGCAUGUGUUGGUACGGCCACAUACUGAUCGCAGCAGUGGAGAGUGAUGGGUCAUACGAGAUUCGUCUUUUCUCACGCGAGGCUCCUCUCGGUAACAAUUCGAUUAUGUUCAUCGAAUAUCUCCCAUCUCCAGUUGGGUUCAUUGGAACUUCUGGAGAAGAUUCGCUCCUGGUUUACACAUACGAUAACAUUCUGUACCAUUAUCUCAUUAAUUCGACACAGCCUCAAGUCAUUCUUGUCCCCGUUGGCCAGAUUGCUUUCAAUGGGAUUGUCCGGGCACCUAGUCGCGUUCGAUCAAUCAGCUGGGUAUUGCCCGAAGAGCAGAUGCGAAACGGUGAACCAUCUCAAGACGUAAAGGUUGCAUCGGUGAUUCUUCUUGUCGAUGGCAACUUGGUAUUGUUGCAGCCCACGGUCUCAGAUACGGGCGAGCUCAAAUACGACAUGCGUAUUAUAUCCCACGACGUCGAGUAUUAUAUCUUGAUGCGUGACCAGAUUUCCUUCAACUUUUCCUCGCAGGUUGAUGAAUCCCUACCCGCCAGCCCUUCAGUGGACAUGGCAUUGGAGCCACCUCACAGAAGCCUUUCGCUCCGUGACUCUCUUUGGAUGUUCCGUGGCCAAAACCUGCUAGCUUGGAACGAUGUUGAAGAUGUUUUGCAGGAGGAGAUGGUGCCGGCGCCACUCAACAUUCCCCUAGACUUUUAUCCAUUGUCUGUUUUACUGAACAAAGGCCUUGUGCUCGGCGUUGAAUCGGAAAUGAUGCAACGACGUGAUGUGACAUUCACUGUUCUGAAAUUCGCCAUCCGGACACACCUUUUCUUACCAUACUUCCUCCAAUAUGGCCUGGCCAGUAUUGGAACACCUGCGGCUCUGGCUCUCUGUCGCCACUUUUCUCAUUUAUCUUACUUCGCUCAUGGAUUGGAAAUACUCCUCCACCACGUGCUAGACGACGAAGUGGAUAACGAGAGCCGAGCAAAUAAAAGUGAAGAUCCACAAGCCCGACCAGAACCACUACUCCCAACCGUCAUUGCUUUCCUCCAAGCCUCGCUUGCCCCCAGAGAUUACCUUGAGAUUGUUGUACAAUGUACACGGAAAACAGAGCUUCGAUCGUGGCGCACACUAUUCGCCUACCUGCCCCCACCUAAGGAUCUAUUCGAACAGGCCUUGAAACUUGACUCCCUCAAAACUGCAGUUGGAUACCUCCUCGUGCUACAAGCUUUCGAGGAUGAGGAGGAAGGACAUGAUGGCCGCAUCGAAGAAUACGUUGUUCGGUUGAUUGCUCUAGCAUCCCAGAAGGAAGACUGGGAGCUGUGCGCUGAGCUGGCCCGCUUCCUCAUUGCCCUGGAUGCUUCGGGCGAGAUGCUUCGACGCGCAAUUUCCCGAGUUGGUCUGCGGCCCGACUCUAGGCCUCCCACUAAAGGCGCGUUUUCUGGGUCAGCACGGUUUGGUCCGGCAGGUGUCCAAGGUCUGGGCUUAAACCUCCCAAUGAGGUCGCCAUCAUGGACGUCUCUACCCCCAGCAUCGUCUCUUUCGCCCCUUCCAAGCCGGCAAAAUGGUGAUGUGUCAGAUGAGAAUCCGUAUGCAGCGGAUGAGUAA
Molecule: messenger RNA, 3198 nt
Organism: Penicillium griseofulvum
Lineage: Eukaryota; Fungi; Ascomycota; Eurotiomycetes; Eurotiales; Aspergillaceae
Product: RIC1 family protein
Exons: 6
Coding region: 1-3198 (1065 amino acids)
Biological process (GO): retrograde transport, endosome to Golgi; intracellular protein transport
Cellular component (GO): Ric1-Rgp1 guanyl-nucleotide exchange factor complex; Golgi membrane; cytosol
Molecular function (GO): protein binding
Source: RefSeq, a predicted model, not a curated record